This is a messenger RNA of Haemonchus placei, 399 nucleotides long. Lineage: Eukaryota; Metazoa; Nematoda; Chromadorea; Rhabditida; Trichostrongylidae. The record is from the annotation of a GenBank genome assembly.
UUGAGGAAAACCUCUAUUCAGGCUCCUGCUCCUGAUGAACCGAUUAUAAUCGUUGGUGGGGGUCUCGCUGGCCUAUCAGCAGCUCUAGAAGCUCUCAGUCGGAAUGCAAAGGUGAUAAUAAUCGACGGUGAAAAAAAUCUUGGAGGAAAUUCCGCGAAAGCAAGCAGUGGUGUGAGCGCUGCUGAAACCUCUACACAAAAAGCGAUGGGUAUCGAAGACUCCCGAUCUAGCUUCUUCAAAGAUACGCUCAGUGCCGGUGACCAUGAGAAUAAUGAGGUCCUAGUCAAUAUAUUGGUUGAUCAGUCGGCUGAUGCAAUAGAAUUUCUCAAAGAACUUGGUGUCAAACUUGAUGACGUCAAUCUAUGUGGAGGUCAUUCUACUCCGCGAACACAUUGGUAA